Molecule: messenger RNA, 9142 nt
Organism: Chrysemys picta bellii (western painted turtle)
Lineage: Eukaryota; Metazoa; Chordata; Testudines; Emydidae
Gene: TRPM5
Product: transient receptor potential cation channel subfamily M member 5
Biological process (GO): calcium ion transmembrane transport
Cellular component (GO): plasma membrane
Molecular function (GO): calcium-activated cation channel activity; ligand-gated calcium channel activity
Source: RefSeq, a predicted model, not a curated record
UGCUCCCAAUACUUCUGUUAGUCUUAAAGGUGCCACAGGACCCUCUGUUGCUUGGUGCAAGGAUUGUCUUCCUUGUUAUUUCUCUGUAACAGCGCCUUUCACAAUGGGGCCCUAGUUUUUCAUUGUGGUUUCUAGAUGCUACCAUGAUAUAAAUAAAUGAUGAAUAGGUGGUUGAACUAGAGAGCAAUAAGUUUUACCCUUUAGCUCUCGGACCAUAGUUGACCCUCUCUUCACCACCUUUAAAAUAUGUUUGCUUUUGUGGAGGCCCCCUGCUAUAUGUGUUUGGCCAUUACUGUUAUGUUAUGUGAGGGCUUGGCCCAGUUUUUCUGUUUACUAUUUUAAGCAAUGACUUACUUUACUAUGACAAAUUGUUUCACGCCACAGUUACAAGAGCCUAUGCUGCAGCAAUUAGCUAACAAUUUCUAUUCCCAGACCUAAAGGGGAGAUUAUCUUUGGUCUGGAGAGCUGUUUUUUUCCUUCUAGGCCAGAAUAGAGUAGAACUAGCUGUGCUGAGUUCAUGGGAGAUACUUGUGCUUAAACAAAAAAAUGUUGUGGUAAGAUAAGGGGCUAUAUAAAGUUAAACAAAAACAGCCUUACUCAUUGCAGCUCCAUUCAAACCACAGAGAGCUACGCAGGGGGAUUGGGCCAAAUCCUCAGGAAGUAUAAUGAGCAUGAUUUUAUUAUUUGGCCUAUUGUCUAUUACAUGAAGAAAAACAAAAUAUUGAUCUUACAAACAAUAAAGACUAAAUACAUCCGUUUGAAAAAUAAGAUGGCAGUGAUUGUUUUUUAUGAAAAAAAAUAAAACAUGAUUAGCAAGUCACCUUAGCAAAACAGCAUGCCAGAAGAAGGGAGAUCUGCCUUUCACCUAAUCUAGAGACAGCCAGAUUGUGACUAAUUGGCACUGACCCAUGUUGGGAGUGGUAUGAAGUCACUGUCUGUCACUUUCUGUGCCAUGUAGGGACAAUCCACAUGCUACACUGUGGUGUAACAUACCACCCUUUCUGUACCCUGCCAGCUCCACUGACCAGUACAUUGGUGUUGGAGGUCAUGGCUGUGCCUCCUCACUGUCCCCUUUGUGGUACCUUCACAGUUGCCAACUUUCACGGGGUAAAAAAAGCACGCUGAUGUUCACAAUAAACCAAAAAUAAAGCUAAUCCCAUUUCAAAACAAGGCCAAAACAAGCCAAUCCCUAAGAACCCCAAUACUCUAGGUGACUAGAUCCAGACUGCGUCCAGAAAGGACUGGGUAGGCCUGCUGUGCACCCCUAACUCUCUCUCCCCUCCUUGCCCCUGCUUGCCAGGAGCCAAUCAGAAAAAAAAAAGAAGCAGCAACAAGCUGCAAGCCAAACAAGCAAAAAGCUACAAGCCAAAAACUAGCCAACAAGCAACUCACAAGCCAAUUCAGCCGAAAACAAGCCCAAUUCCUGCAUUUUUUUCACGGGUUUGGAAUGUCUGGGUACCUUGUGCCCUGGGUUUGCUAGGAGAAAAUAGACCUUGUGCUCCCCCAAGUGCACAGACUGUAAUUGUGCCCAGUCCUUGUGGAUAGGAUGUAAGGGGGAAGAGAAUGCCUCUCCAGACCCUGUGCACCUGUACAAUGGCCAUGAAAAAUCUGUCCCUUAUUAUAACCGAUUGUAUGACUUAAUAAUAAGGUUUUUGUAUCUAAUCUAGUCAAAAUGAUAGUUUGGUUUUUCGAUUAGCCAAUGGAAGUGCUGAUAAUGCAAAGAGGAAAGUUUUGGAUUUCAGUAGAAAUGGAAUGAUGCCUUCUCUCUGGCCUCCAGUAACAACUUCCUGGGCUCAGAAUUGGCAGGGAUUUUAGUAACGUUUGAUUGUGAUGUGUUUGGCAGCCAGCAAGACCAUCCUUGUGACUCUUUGGGCAAGAUUGCAAAGGUCCCCCGCCUUUAUUUACGUGAGAUGAGCAAUUACCCAUAUGAGUAGGGUACUCACAAACUAACUUUUUGUAUAUUGCCAAUCUCUUUUGUUAUGGGGUUACUUAAGCCCAGAGUGAAAAAUGAAAAAAUUCAAUUACUACCCUCCAUUGGUUGAGGCCUACCACUUUGGGGUUCUAGUCCUUGACUAGGGCUUCUAGGCCCUAUGAUGAGAAUAUUAAUAAAGUUUUGAUAUGGAAAAGUUAAUCUAUUUGUUUUUUAAAUAAAAUAUGACAUUUCUAUAAAAGCAAGGCAUACUUUUCUGGACUAUACAGUAACCUAUCCCUGGAGACACAGAUAAGAAGAUUGAAAAAAUCAAGAAAAAUAAGGGACAACAAAGAUGCCUGAAAGGUUUAAUAGGAAGGGUGCACCAGCUAAACCAGAAACCUCUCCACAAUAGGAAAAGGAAGCAGCAUUCAAUGCCUUUUAACCUGACACACUGCAUAGCAACUUCAAUAGUGCAGGUGGCCAGUCAUGCCCAUUGCAAAGGAUAACCAGCAGAAUACUGUCCUCAAAGCUAUUGGAAGAGAGAGCAGCAUCUCCAAUGAUAAAGUGGACUUAACAAAUAAAACAGAAUCCAUCUGCACUAAUUAUCAUACCACUGCUCCAAUGGAAGACACAGAAGCCAAACUUUGCAGUAAUGACAAAGAAGAAGCAUUCAGAAGGGAAUUGCCAUACUGUACAGGAGAAAUUGACUUCAUGGCUUCCGGAAAGAAACGUGGGAAGUUUGUUAAAGUUCCAUGUGCCAUCCAUCCUGGAGUUAUAUUUGAUAUUAUGAUCAACAAAUGGAACCUACCUGCUCCCAACUUGGUUGUCUCCUUAGUUGGAGAAGAAGAAAACUUCCAAAUGAAACCUUGGUUACGGGACACCUUAAGAAAAGGACUUGUAAAGGCCGCAGAAAGCACUGGUGCCUGGAUCUUUACCAGUGCUCUACGUGUUGGAAUAACGAGGCAUAUCGGGCAAGCAGUCCGAGAUCACACACUGGCUAGUACUUCAGCCAGAGUAAGAGUGAUUGCAAUAGGAAUAACUUCACUGGGAAAAAUUCAGCACAGAGAGAUUCUGGACAAUGUGAAGAAUGAAAACCUUGUAUGCUACAAGUCAGAUGAUAAUGGCCAAGGGCCACUGUACUCCCUUGACAACAAUCACUCCCAUUUUAUUUUGGUGGAUCAGAUAAAUCCAGAUGAGCCAGAUGGAACUACUAAACUACGGCUCACCUUGGAGAAACACAUUUCAGAACAGCGCACUGGGUAUGGAGGAACAGGUAGCAUUGAAAUCCCUGUGCUUUGUUUACUGGUAAAUGGAGGACCAAAAACACUUGAGAGAAUUUGCAGGGGCUUGGAAAACUCUGCUCCCUGGCUUAUCUUAGCAGGAUCUGGGGGUACAGCUGACAUCUUAGCUGCAGUAGUGAAUGAGCCACAGCUUAUUGUGCCACAAGUUGUUGAAAAGCAACUUAAAGAGAAAUUCCCUACAGAAAACUUUUUAUCGAAGGACAUUCUCCAUUGGACAGCAACAAUUCAGAACAUUGUUUCCCAGCAGCAUCUUUUAACAGUGCACAGUUUUGAGCAAGAAGGAUCAGAUGAAUUAGACACAGUCAUUUUGAAAGCGUUGGUCAAAGCCUGUAAAAGUCACAGUCAGGAAGCCCAGGAAUACCUGGAUGAACUGAAGCUGGCAGUGGCCUGGAAUAGAGUGGACAUAGCUAAAAGUGAAAUAUUCAAUGGAGAUGUUGAAUGGAAGUCCUGUGACCUAGAGGAAGUGAUGAUGGAUGCUCUGGUGAAUGAUAAGCCAGAAUUUGUAAAGUUAUUUAUCGACAAUGGGGCCAACAUGUAUGACUUCCUGACGUACAGCCGGCUUCAGAGGCUCUACUGCUCCAUCUCUCGGAAAUGCCUCCUCUAUGCACUCCUACAGAAGAAACAUGAGGAAAGCAGGCUGACUCUAGCAGGGAUCACUGGUCAACAACAUAAGGAAAUGAUGGACGUCUGCCCGCUCUUUACCCUCCAUGAAGUUUCUAGAGUGCUCAAGGAUUUUCUUCAUGAUGCAUGUAAAGGUUUUUAUCAAGAGGUCAAGCCAGGAAGCAAGAAGAAAGCUGAUAAAACGAAUGCAAAACGACUACCGGGGCUCCUGGAUAUGAACCAGAAGAGUGAGAAUCCCUGGAGGGAUUUAUUUUUAUGGGCAGUACUUCAAAACCGGCACAAGAUGGCAAACUAUUUCUGGGCUAUGGGACAAGAAGGUGUAGCUGCAGCUCUGGCAGCUUGUAAGAUUCUCAAGGACAUGUCCCGACUGGAAACAGAGGCUGAAGUAGCCCGUAGGAUGAAAGAAGCCAAGUAUGAUCAGCUCGCUCUGGAGCUAUUCAGUGAAUGCUAUCACAACAGUGAGGAACGAGCGUUUGCUUUACUGGUGAGGAAAAACCAAUACUGGAGCAAAACUACCUGUCUCCACUUGGCCACAGAAGCAGAUGCUAAGUCUUUCUUUGCACACGAUGGUGUCCAGGCCUUCUUGACAAAAAUCUGGUGGGGAGACAUGUCAACAAGCACUCCGAUCCUGAAAUUAAUCUGCGGAUUCUGGUGUCCUCUUCUAAUCUACACUAAUCUAAUAGCAUUCAGUGAACAAGUACAAUCAAAGAAUGAGCCAGAGACAUUCAGAGAGCUAGAGAGCCUAGACACAGAAAGGACUUUGCUUUUUUCCAAGGAGGGGGACAGGGUAGAUGCCAAAUUAGAGAAGCGGAGGUCUUCUGAAAACAUAGCAUGGGCAACAUUCAUGUUUACUCGCUGGAAAAAGUUUUGGAAUGCCCCUGUAACAGUAUUUAUGGGGAAUGUUAUCAUGUAUUUUGCUUUUCUGUUUCUAUUUACCUAUGUCUUGUUACUGGAUUUUAAACCACCACCACCUGAGGGGCCUUCUGUUAAGGAGAUUAUACUUUACUUUUGGGUUUUUACAUUGGUCUUGGAAGAAAUCCGACAGAGUUUCUUUACAGAUGAAGACAUGAAUUUAAUUAAGAAAUUUAAACUGUACGUGGAGGAUAACUGGAAUAAGUGUGAUAUGGUGACCAUCUUUCUGUUUAUAAUUGGAGUGACCUGCAGAAUGCUGAACUCAACAUUUCAAGCCGGCCGUACAGUACUUGCAAUUGAUUUCAUGGUGUUCACUCUGAGGCUUAUACAUAUUUUUGCCAUUCACAAGCAACUAGGGCCAAAGAUCAUAAUUGUGGAAAGAAUGAUGAAGGAUGUUUUCUUCUUUCUCUUUUUCCUGAGUGUGUGGCUCAUUGCCUAUGGUGUGACAACUCAAGCCUUACUCCAUCCUGAUGACAGCCGAGUAGAAUGGAUAUUCAGAAGGGUGCUUUAUCGUCCCUACCUUCAGAUAUUUGGGCAGAUUCCACUGGAUGAAAUAGACACAUCUCGCAUGCGUCUUGAGAACUGUACCUCUACCCUGAAGAGUCCGCAGGAAAAUUCACCAUUAUGUUCUAAUACCUAUGCCAAUUGGCUUGUCAUACUUCUGUUGGUCACUUUCUUAUUGGUCACCAAUGUGCUACUUAUGAAUCUCCUGAUUGCUAUGUUCAGUUAUACUUUUCAAGUUGUUCAGGGCAACGCAGACAUCUUCUGGAAAUUUCAGCGUUACAACCUGAUUGUGGAAUACCAUGGUCGUCCAGCGUUGGCACCACCAUUUAUCAUUAUUAGUCACGUGCAUCUGAUUCUCAGAAGAAUCUUCAAAAAGACGGAGCACAAAAAGGAACAUCUGGAAAGAGAUCUGCCAGACUGCCUGGAUCAAAAAAUCAUAACAUGGGAGGUGGUCCAAAAAGAAAAUUAUCUCGCAAACCUGGAACAAAAGAAAAAAGAAAGUAACGAUGAAAGACUAAAGAAAACAUUUAACAAGGUGGACCACCUGUCUAAACAUUUUAGUGGAAUGAAAGAGCAAGAGAAACGGCUUAGAUCUCUGGAAUCACAAGUUAACUACUGUUCAGCUGUUAUUUCUUCAAUGGCAGAUACUUUAAGCAAAAAUAACCUCUUGUGCAAUAGACCAGUUCCAAAAUAUACAAGUUUUAUGAAUACCAGCACAAAUCAAACAAUCCUACCAGAAAGAAGUGAAGGCAAAGAGCAUACAGAAGAGUCUGAAAAUGACAUGAUGUACAUUGAUAAUUAAAUGAAGUUCUCAUUUCCUCAGAUUAGUUUGCCAUUUUGAAGUACUUCUGGGGUGAAAUCCCAACCCCACUGAAGUCAGUGGCAAAACUGCCAUUAAGUUGUAGGGCGAGGACUUCACCAAUGUAUUCGUUAAUCAGAUGUAUUCGUGUAUCAGAUGUCUUCUAUUUCCUUCUCACUGUAUUUAUAUAUGUAGUGAACAGGGCAGUGAGAUUUUUUUCCCCUCUUCAUCCCCUGCCCUUACGCAAAGUGCUUACCUGCUUGUCUACUAUAUUUCUCUUAACCUAUUUACCCACAUUAAGGAAAAGGAGAUCAAUUGCUAGAGGCAAUCACCUGUGAUGUAUAACAUUCUUCUCUGUCCAUGUCAGACUUCCAUCCUCCUUUGCCCUGCAACCGUCUUGCAUGAUUCUCUGGAUCCUGAACAAAGCCGAAGCUAGAUUUUUGCACUGAUCUAGUUUUUCUCAUCCCCAAACUGUUAUACUUUCCAGCAGCUCCUCCUUAUCUUGACUAUGGUAAUUUCCUCCUUUAUGACCUUUCCGUAGUCCUAACUUCUCCCAGAUGCAGAAACUGAAACAUCUUUUGUCCUCAAGUCUUCAUUGGCUUGCUGUCCAUUUCAAAGCCCAAAGCACAUAAUUGUUCUACCUUCACCCUCUCAACUCUAUCCACUAUGCUCCCUGAAUGCCAGACUUCUGCCUGCUGUCUGUGUUGCUUUAAUAGUGGGCAACAGAAACCCUCCCAACAUAGCCCCAGAAGUUGGAACAGCUUCCUUACCUCCAAGAACUCUUCUGACUUUUUUCAUCUUCUUGUCUGAUGCCUCUGAAAAAUCAAAUCCUAGUCCACAGUCAUUUUUCCUAGAAACUAGACCUAUGAACAUUUCACCUUUUGUCUUUUCAUUACAGUAGCUACAAAUAUUACACUUGUAUAUUUGACAUUGACUUUAUUUGCACAUAUAGGCUAACUGGCUGUGAAACCUUGUUAUACUUUUGUACGAGACAGCAUACACAAAUAAACUGAAUUUUACUACUUAAAAGGUUCUCUUCCUGUAAUUUUGUAGGGAUAGUGCCCAACCUUUUGGAUUAAUGUAAAUACACUACUAUUGGCAAAAUGUACCGGACUUCUGGCUUUCUUGGAUGGACAGGCCUCAAUUAAAUUGGAUUUCCUAGAAAAUAUUAUACCUGUAGGCUCCUAUGUAUCAUAAAUGCUGAUCCUGGUAAGUUACACACCUUCCCAGUCAGGUUUCUUGAUCUCAGAAAACCACCACCACACACAAAAAUAAAAAAUAAAAAAAUUGAAGAUCAGGUCACAAUGCCUUUUAUGGAAGCUUUCAAGCAAGAGGUUCUUGUUAACGGAAAUAAAGCUGUUAAGGACUUCCUCCUACUAUAGGAAUUUGCUCAUCUUAUUUUCAAGCCAGCUGUGCCACAUCACUGUGGCCUACACAGGGGAAUAGUUUUGGCAUCCAUGCUACAAUAGUUCAUUCACCUUUAGGUUAGGGACAGAGGUGGAACCAAUGGCUACUGCUUUAGGGACAUUUUGUGUUUAGGAAGUAGUCAGUUUGCCAAAUCAAAACACUUCCUGCCAUUACUGAUGUCAUCAGUGAAUUCAGAUCCUUAUUUGAAAGAAAAAUAUAUGGUGACAACUCUGGAGUUAUACCUCAUCUGAAUUUUUGUAUAUCCCCUUCAAACCAGCAGGAUUUAUGUAUUUAGGUAUGUCCUAUGAAUGUCCAUAGACUCUAAUUGUUCCUCAUUGUUGCUCUCCAAGCCAAUUUGUCCUGGAUAAGGUCAGUUUCACAAGACUGGCACUAUUGCCCCACCCUCUACCCAUUGUACAUUAUUAUUUUUUUCUGGAAGCAACAACCAGAUGCUCUGGACUGCACAAGCAAAAAAGCAGCCAUGGUUCCUGUCCUGCAGCCAAGAAUUUUCUCUCUAGAGAUUUCAAGCACACUAUCAGUAAUAUUCCCAAGUUUGCAUGAGGGUUUAAGCAAUGGAUCUCUAGCUACAAUGAAUGAAUGUAGUGAAAUUGCAGAUUCCAAGGAAAGGAGAGAUGGCCUUUUACUGCCCAGUUAUAAAUAUUACAACUUGGCUAAUUAAUUGCAUAUUAUUAAAUUGUUAAUCUACACUGGCCAUGCUAAAUCAAGCCAAAUUGCCUAAGCAAUAUGCUGUCUUUGCAGUGUUUCUCAAUCUUCUUGAUACCAGGAACUGGCUUGCUGCCUUCCUAAACUGUGGCAGGCAGAUCUCAGGGACUGGACCAGUCAUUAAGAAACAUAGUAUAAAUAUCCAUUCUAAGAAUGUAACCUUUCAACCUGUUUUCCCUCAUCUAACUAAAGGCAUUGUCCGAACUUACUAACCUGCCUCACAAGAAUAUUUGUAUACUGCUAUGUAAAAAUGUAACAUUCAUUGUUGUUGUGUUAAUGAUUCCAUUUGCACUUGUAAAGCUACUGUGGUGUUACAAAAAAACGAAGUAGUAAGACCAAGAGAGGGAAAAAAAGCCCCUCUCUACAUAUUUAGAGUAAAAUCCUCUCAGAUUCUUACCUGAAAUCCCACCUUGCCAAAUGAAACUGUCUCUAUACUUCGCUACUAAUAUUCAUAGUUGUGUUUGAUGCUAAUAUACCUAUAGGUGGAAAACAGACCCAGAAACCAAAUUACAACUACAUGUUUUUAUUGACAUCCAAAGUAUGAAGAGAAUCUCUUAGUACAAGUCCUUCCCUUCCAAUUAGUCCACUUAAGAGUCAAAAUGGAAGCACUGCAACUUAUGGAGGUGAGACAUCAGCACAGCACAUCACUCACACACAAGGUAAAAGCUUGUGGCUGCUUGACCAGUCAGUAAGCUGUCACACAAAUUUCAGUUGUACAUACAGCAUGUUGAGAAGUGGCUGAGGCUUUCACGCAUGUCUUUGCUAAAAUGUUUCCAAAGAUGUUUUGUCUCAACAGGCCUCAUGUUUCUUUUCAACUUUUACCAAAUAAGAUAUGUUAGAAAGUAACCGAGGGAAAAUACUCAGGCUACCUUAAAAACCAUUUAAUUUGCAACUCCUGAUUGUGCCCUCUCAGCUCAUGGUCAGUUACUUACUGUGUUUUUAUUUUCGGUGGCAGUGCGGAAA